CGAGCUGAGCUUGUUCAUGCGUGGUCAACCCAGUUGACCUGUGUUGGGAGUACUUUCGCCCACUACUUUCAUACAUAAGGAACCAAAUGUGGUUGUAGAAUGUGGUGAAAGAGGGGUGAUUCGGGGUGUUACAGUACUUCUCGAACGAAACAUACGGGGGUCUCAAAAACAUAAUGAUUCAUAAAGCAUUUCCAUUUCUUUUAGAAGUACAACUACUGCUUUGAUAUUAUCGCGCAGCACAAGGUGGAGGUGGAAGGCAAGUAUGUAAUGAGUAGAAUGUUAUAAUUGGGAAAAUUCACAUGAAAACUUCACAAUUUGUGAGACUUGCAGCUCCCGUGUUGAUUGAAACUACCUCAAGAAUCACACAUGGAAGAAAACAGUGCACUAUUUUGUGUCUGCUAAUGGCAUCUCCAUCUAGAAUGAAAACAGGAGGAUUUUUAUUCGCAUGCUUAAUCUUCUUCUUCUAAGUCCUGUAGAAGAAGCCACCAACUAGUAGAUGAACGAGAGAACUAAGAUAGACGGUGAAGAGAUGGUGAGAAAUUCUACAUGUAGACCAGAAAUUCUACUACGUAUGAAUGAAUAAAGAUAAAGUUCUUUUCGGAUGAAUCAUGAUUAUGAAAUAGAAAAUGCUACGGGCGCAACAUCCACAUGGGUGUCUAAAUGUUCAGAAAAUACUCGAGCAGAAAAAGUCAUCGGGAGACGCAGAAACUUCACUCUUGUCUAUUCACUUAAAAAGAACAAUAAAGCUAACAAAGGGCACACGUUGCUCUUGCUGUCGACACUUCAACUUUUUCAAUACGCUAACGCUGAAACUGAUAUCAUCUUUUCGUUGUGUAUUUACGUUCCCCUUGAAGAUACUCGCAUACGCGUUUUCUCAAAUUAUAUUUCGAUACAUAUAUUUAUAUAACAAUGUUGGAACUUUUUUUUUCCUGCUCACGAAAAUGAACAAAGAAAUUGGACCCUUGCAUCAUAUACUUAUUCCUUUAUUUGUUGAUGCCUCCGCCAGAGGUAUUCAUCUUUGUAAAAAAC
This is a messenger RNA of Amoebophrya sp. A25, 1029 nucleotides long. The record is from the annotation of a GenBank genome assembly. NCBI's taxonomy places the organism in Eukaryota, Dinophyceae, Syndiniales, Amoebophryaceae.